AUGCGUUUCUUUCAGUUCUUCGCUGCUGCUGCUCUGGCCGCUCCCCUUGUCUUGGCCGCACCAACCUCGAGCACCUUUGCCAACACCGCAACCAUUGAUCUCACCUCCGACUUGACCGCCGAUCCUCACUAUGCCACUGCUCUUUGGCAGGUGAAGGGAAAAUACCCUGGCAUCAGUGAAGAAGACGCCCGAACUGCUGCUCUGGGCUACUUGGAGGCAAUUGGUGUGCAGACCACCGGCGCUCCUCCGAAUGACACUAACUCUCUGGCUGAACGUGACAUCGAGAAGCGUUGCUGCAGCGGCUGUGACCAGGGCAACUGCAUCAUUGCUAUUUUCCUCCUCGGCUUCUGCUGCAUCGGCUCGUAG
Trichoderma aggressivum f. europaeum is the source of this 366-nucleotide messenger RNA. RefSeq lists its product as uncharacterized. The record is from RefSeq and is a predicted model, not a curated record. The transcript is spliced from 2 exons. Bases 1 to 366 code for a protein of 121 amino acids. NCBI's taxonomy places the organism in Eukaryota, Fungi, Ascomycota, Sordariomycetes, Hypocreales, Hypocreaceae.